Portunus trituberculatus (swimming crab) is the source of this 2191-nucleotide messenger RNA. RefSeq lists its product as uncharacterized. Gene Ontology annotation, molecular function: serine-type endopeptidase activity. Gene Ontology annotation, biological process: proteolysis. NCBI's taxonomy places the organism in Eukaryota, Metazoa, Arthropoda, Malacostraca, Decapoda, Portunidae. The record is from RefSeq and is a predicted model, not a curated record.
UUCUCACUUUCGAAGGUCAAGAUAACAAAGCCGGUAAUUCCGUUUUGCUACUAUAAAACGAGUCUACGUCAAACCUACGCCGUCACCUGAGUCCAAUAUGAAGACCAUCGUACUGUGCCUGCUCAUCGUCGGCGCUCUGGCCGCCCCCUCUCGCAAACCCAUCUUCCAUCGAGGUCUGAACAGGAUCGUCGGUGGACAGGAAGCUACGCCAGGACAGUUCCCUUAUCAGCUCAGCUUCCAGGACACAUCUUUUGGAUUCGAAUUCCAUUUCUGUGGAGCAUCCAUUUACAAUGAGCACUGGGCUGUAUGUGCUGGACACUGCGUUCAGGGAGGACAUGAACAACCGGACUACCUCCAGGUUGUGGCUGGUGACCACACUCUUUACCAUGAUGAAGGACACGAGCAGAAGGUAGUACUCUCCAAAAUUAUCCAGCACGAGGAUUACAACUCCUUUACCAUCAGCAACGAUGUUUCCGUUCUCCAUCUGUCGAAGGCUCUGACCUUCAACGAUAGGGUUGAUUCUAUCCUCCAAUCUGAGAAAGAAUUCCUCGGUGACUGUGUCGUGUCAGGCUGGGGCACAACUACUGAAGGAGGUCAAAGUCCGGCCAAUCUUCAUUACGUUGAGGUUCCUACCGUUACCGACGCUGAGUGUCGCAAACACUAUGGCGACAGUGAGAUCGAAGACUCCAUGAUCUGUGCUGGACUGCUUGAAGGAGGAAAGGAUGCUUGCCAGGGUGACUCUGGUGGACCUCUGGCAUGUAACGGCCACCUGACUGGUAUCGUGUCGUGGGGAUACGGCUGUGCCCGUCCCAAAUAUCCAGGCGUUUAUGCUGAAGUGGCCCACUUUAAGUCCUGGAUUGAGGCAAACACUGUAUAUGUUUGCUUCAAUCCAUGCCUUGAAGUGGGCCACUUCUGCAUAAACCCCUGGAUAGUUGGGACGGGCACAGCCGUAUCCCCACGAGACGAUACCAGUCAGGUGGCCGUUACAUGCCAGAGGUCCACCAGAGUCACCCUGGCAAGCAUCCUUUCCUCCUUCAAGCAGGCCAGCACAGAUCAUGGAGUCGUCGAUCUCACUGUCGCCAUAGUGUUUGCGACACUCAGCGUCGUCACCGAGGAAUUCUUUCUCAGAUUGGAGGGGGAUAGAAUCAACCCUAUCGUUGAAGGUCAGAGACUUCGACAGAUGGAGAACGGAAACAUCGUUGCUGAUGGUAAACGAGUUGUAAUCCUCGUGCUGGAUAAUUUUGGAGAGUACUACCUUCUGCUCGUGUCCUUCAUCAUGGUAAAGAGUGUGGUCACCAGCCACAACCUACAAACCAGAGGUCUCUACGUCAAACCUACGCCGUCACCUGGGUCCAAUAUGAAGACCAUCGUACUGUGCCUGCUCAUCGUCGGCGCUCUGGCCGCCCCCUCUCGCAAACCCAUCUUCCAUCGAGGUCUGAACAGGAUCGUCGGUGGACAGGAAGCUACGCCAGGACAGUUCCCUUAUCAGCUCAGCUUCCAGGACACAUCUUUUGGAUUCGAAUUCCAUUUCUGUGGAGCAUCCAUUUACAAUGAGCACUGGGCUGUAUGUGCUGGACACUGCGUUCAGGGAGAAGACAUGAACAACCCGGACUACCUCCAGGUUGUGGCUGGUGACCACACUCUUUACCAUGAUGAAGGACACGAGCAGAAGGUAGUACUCUCCAAAAUUAUCCAGCACGAGGAUUACAACUCCUUUACCAUCAGCAACGAUGUUUCCGUUCUCCAUCUGUCGAAGGCUCUGACCUUCAACGAUAGGGUUGAUUCUAUCCCCCUCCAAUCUGAGAAAGAAUUCCUCGGUGACUGUGUCGUGUCAGGCUGGGGCACAACUACUGAAGGAGGUCAAAGUCCGGCCAAUCUUCAUUACGUUGAGGUUCCUACCGUUACCGACGCUGAGUGUCGCAAACACUAUGGCGACAGUGAGAUCGAAGACUCCAUGAUCUGUGCUGGACUGCUUGAAGGAGGAAAGGAUGCUUGCCAGGGUGACUCUGGUGGACCUCUGGCAUGUAACGGCCACCUGACUGGUAUCGUGUCGUGGGGAUACGGCUGUGCCCGUCCCAAAUAUCCAGGCGUUUAUGCUGAAGUGGCCCACUUUAAGUCCUGGAUUGAGGCAAACACUGUAUAAAUAUUCUGCAUCAUGUAUCACAUUCGCAAAGUAAUAAAGGACACAUAC